AUGGACCAGGUCAAGGAUAUGGGAGUAAAGGAUGCUGUGCUUGAGGCUCAUAUUUUUGAAAUUGAAGAUUUGGAUGGUGAAUUUUCUAGUGCUCUGGACUCCCAAACAGUGACUGUAGCUAUGACGCUACCACCAAAGAUGACUGAAGGAGCUACUCAUUCCGCUAUAAUUUUUCAGGAUUUGAGUGCAGUAUUGCAGCAUUGUCGUGAGCACGAGAUUUCUUUGAAUCCUAAGAAAUCAGUUUUUUGUGUCACAGAGGGAAAAUUGUUAGGACAUAUUGUCUCAAAAGAGGGAGUUAGGAUUGAUCCUAAGAGAGUUAAUGCAAUUCAAUGUCUCAGUUUACCCUCUAGUCGGACUGGAGUAAGAUCGUUCUUUGGUCAAGUGAAUUUCUUAAGAAGAUUUGUUCCAGAAUUUGCUAAGACCACAAAACACAUUGUCAGCUUGCUAAGUGAGCAACAUCCUUUCAAGUGGACCGAAGAGGAUAGAAAUACUUUUGAAAGAAUUAAGGGAUCGGUUGCAAAUGCGCCCACUCUCGUUAAUCCAAAUUUCACGAAGGAUUUCAUUUUGUAUUGUUAUGCAUUAGACCAUACUAUGUCUGGGAUUCUGUUACAGUUGGAUGAAAAUGGGGCUGAAUUGCCCAUAGCGUUCAUGACUACUCCGCUCAAGAAGCAUGAGCUUAAGUAUUCACCCAUGGAGAAGCAUGCCUAUGCUGUUGUAAAGGCUGUGAAACAGUUUUGA
This is a messenger RNA of Cryptomeria japonica (Japanese cedar), 738 nucleotides long. RefSeq lists its product as uncharacterized. Lineage: Eukaryota; Viridiplantae; Streptophyta; Pinopsida; Cupressales; Cupressaceae. The transcript is spliced from 2 exons. The record is from RefSeq and is a predicted model, not a curated record. The coding region runs from base 1 to 738 and encodes 245 amino acids.